Camellia sinensis is the source of this 1221-nucleotide messenger RNA. Its product is annotated as ras-related protein RABA2a. NCBI's taxonomy places the organism in Eukaryota, Viridiplantae, Streptophyta, Magnoliopsida, Ericales, Theaceae. Gene Ontology annotation, molecular function: GTP binding; GTPase activity. The record is from RefSeq and is a predicted model, not a curated record.
AAAAAAAUUACAUCUGCAGCUAUUCGCUCGAAUCAGUAACCGGGUUCGGAUCAACCCGUUUGAUGGACGUUUGCCCAUCACCCACCCCUAGUUGCCAAACGGGCCUCAAUCAUCUACUCAACCGCCAUACUAAUCUCCAGAGAGAGAGAGAGAGAGAGAGAGAGAGACCACUGAUUCGAAAUAUCUGUACAAAAGUAGUGAUAGUUGGAGUUUCUGCGUAUAUUUUCUUCUCCGGCUACCGAUUCUAAAGGGGUUUGUUUGUGUACUUGCGCGCGCGUGGGCUUAAAGAGAAAGAGAGAGAGAAAUGGCGAGGAGACCAGACGAGGAAUACGAUUACCUGUUCAAGAUCGUUUUAAUCGGCGAUUCAGGAGUCGGCAAAACCAACCUCCUCUCCCGCUUCACUCGGAACGAGUUCUGCCUCGAAUCCAAAUCCACCAUUGGCGUCGAAUUCGCCACUCGCACUCUCCAGGUUGAGGGUAGAACUGUGAAGGCUCAGAUAUGGGACACAGCAGGACAGGAGCGAUACAGAGCAAUCACGAGUGCUUAUUACAGGGGUGCGCUGGGAGCUCUCUUGGUUUAUGAUGUGACAAAGCCAAUAACUUUUGAAAAUGUUAGCCGGUGGUUGAAGGAGCUGAGGAACCAUGCAGACGCCAACAUUAUCAUCAUGCUUAUUGGAAACAAGACUGAUUUGGAGCAUCUGAGAGCGGUUUCUACAGAGGAUGCUCAGGCUUUUGCUGAGAAAGAAGGCCUCUCAUUCAUUGAAACAUCAGCUCUAGAAGCAACAAAUGUUGAGAAAGCUUUCCAGACGAUCCUUUCAGAGAUAUAUCGGAUCAUUAGCAAGAAGUCGCUUUCUUCGGAGGAUGAUCCAACGGCUGCUAGCGUAAAAGAGGGGAAAACACUGCUUGUUGGAGGUUCUGAGUCAAACAUAAAGAAGGCUUGCUGCUCUUCAUCUUAAAGGUUGUUAUUGUUUAUUCAUGUACUUCAUCUUGCUGAGCUAUUGUUUCAAAUCUUGUGUUUGUAUUUUAUCUUUGAACUUUGUUUGGCCUAUUGUUGUCGGGAUGGUUUAAGGUUUUUUUGUGUGGAUUCACUCACAUGAGAUAUAUGUUACAGUUUUUGUAGUUCUAGUGUAUAAGCAAAAGUAGGUUUGAGGGUACAAGUGAAUGCAUUUUAAGAGAAUAUUCCAGUGUAUAUCCAAUCUAAGGUAAAAACAAAUUUUGGUAA